Molecule: messenger RNA, 1407 nt
Organism: Colletotrichum chrysophilum
Lineage: Eukaryota; Fungi; Ascomycota; Sordariomycetes; Glomerellales; Glomerellaceae
Exons: 2
Coding region: 1-1407 (468 amino acids)
Biological process (GO): maintenance of rDNA; regulation of exit from mitosis
Source: RefSeq, a predicted model, not a curated record
AUGCCGCGCCUUGUGAGGAAGAAGCCGCUUUCCGAGCGCGUGAAAGCGUGGCUCAACCCAAUGGAUACUCUGCUAUGGUUGUCUGAGGAGUUGGAAACAAGAGACUGGGACUCGAAGGCACUGGGGACGCAACUCGGGCUUGGAUUCAACUUCGUCUUUCUUCUGGCCAGAGCUAAUAGCCUCACCUCGGAAGUUGAGGACGAUGUAUUCAACGACGCGGGUUCCGGCAGCUUCAUCACCUUCGUGAUUCGCCCGCUCGUCUGGAUUCUGGGCGUUCUUUCCUUUGCCAACGCCUUUUACGCGAUGACCCGAACGAGGCAAUACCGGCUGUUCCAAGUCAACGUCGAUGACAAGCCGCAUACUCCCUCUGCGCAACGAGUCAAGGCCAACCUGGAUCCGUCCGCAUCCUCCCCUCUCCGAAAACUUGGAAACCUAUUGGUGCCUGAGACUGCUGAGUCGCGAGCUCAUCCCGAUCAAGUUCAUGACGUGUGGGAGCUGAGCGUUUGGGAUCCCCUGCCGGUUUCCUUGCAGCUCUUCUGCCUCUUCAGCCCUGGUCACGUCCUCGUUUACAUGAUGUUCCUGCCGCUGGUUCCCUUGGAUCCUCGGCCUAGUGUGACUGUCUUCAACUGCAUCGUGUUGCAACUCAUUCUCUCGGCACAGCUCCUUUUCGUCCAGUCUCGGUAUGCCCAGCAGAUCAAAGACACGGCCAUCAUCCACAAGGAAGUCCUCCACGAGUACGAUACGAAGUUUGUUCGCCCGCGUCUUCACCCGGUCGUUCGCGAUGUCGGUACGCAGUGCUCUCCAGAAGAAUCGAAGGAUGAGGAGUCCUUCGUCGAAGUCGGCACUCCUACUACCCUCAUCAAGAAAGAAUUUGUCACGACACCCAACCCCCACGUUAAGCAGGACGAGCCUGUGUACACGCCACCGACCAGCAGUUUCGCUUCUCGCCUGUUCACACCCACGACGAGCCGCCGCUCUGAGGCCUUUACGCCAGUCCCCAGCACGAGAUCGGUUCGACAGAGCCUGCCUACCGGGUAUCAAUCCACUUCCACCUCCACGUCGAACAUGGCCGCAAACACCGGUUCGACAAACUUUGGAGGCAACAUGGGGGUAUUCACCCACGCAAACUCGCCCUUGAAGAAGGCAACCAGUCUGCACGACGUGAACCAGGCUUUCAUGUCUCCUCGCAAUUCGCGGGAAAUGGCGGCGCUAGAGCAGCGCAGGGGAGGGAGCCCGGUGAAGGCUGGAAGUCCGCUUAAGCAGUCUGAGACAAGAAGGUCCACAGGCUCCGAUGCUCUCGGGAACAACAUGAACUCGGCUUCAUACAACCCCUUUGCCAGCGCGAAGAGGAAUAGAAGUCUGCAACAAGGAGAACGAUACCCGUCAAGGUGGUCAGGGUUCCACUAA